GCGCAUGGUACACAGUACACACGGUCAGUCCCGUUCCGUCGUUCUUUGAAGUUGGAUUAUGUUACUGUUUAUAAUAUUGUGCUGUGUGCUUGCUAUACAUGCGAGCGAGGAAGGGAAAGCUGUCCAAAACCCAACCGUACGCAGCUCAUCAGGCGAAUUCCUCGGCAUUUACAAUGUGACGCGGCGCGGGCGCAGCUUCGAGGCGUACCGCGGUAUUAGGUAUGCUGAACCGCCUGUUAAAGAGCUGCGUUUUCAGCCGCCAGUACCAAUACUAAGAUACGAAAAACCAGUGGACGCCACUAAGAACGGGCCAGCGUGUCCUCAACCCUCCAGCCCGGGAUACUAUGUGGAUGAAGACUGUCUUACCAUCAAUGUGUAUUCUCCGGUGAAGGCAGAAAGAAAAGCAUCCCUUCCAGUGAUCUUCUUCAUCCACCCAGGCGGUUUUUACUCCAUGACGGGUCGCAGCGAUCUGUUCGCACCAGACUAUUUACUGGAUAGAGAUGUUGUUGUCGUCACUAUUAAUUAUAGACUCGCUACUUUGGGUUUUCUCAGCACCGGAGAUUCGCUAGCUCCCGGUAACAACGGUCUCAAAGACCAAGUGGCCGCCCUGCAGUGGGUACAAAGAAACAUAGCUGCGUUUGGGGGAGACCCACAUUUAGUUACAAUUGCUGGCUGUAGCUCGGGGGCUGUUAGUGUCAUGUUGCAUAUGAUAUCGCCUAUGUCGAAGGGUCUUUUCCACCGCGCCAUUUCACUAAGCGGGUCCCCAGUCCGCAAGACCCGCAGUCCCACACAUUUGUACCCUCUAGCGGUGCGUCAGGCGGAACUCGUGGGAUGUCCCACUAACUCCUCUAGUGAUAUCGUUAAUUGUUUGAGGACUGUGCCGUGGAGGGAUCUGGGGCUCUCGCUGAAUCGGUUUUAUGAGUUCGGCUACGAUCCUUUAACCCUAUGGUCGCCAGUAGUUGAAGCCGACUUCGGCCAGGAGCGGUUUCUGCCAGUCGACCCGAUCGACGCCAUCCGUGAGAGAAAGAUGCAUCCCGUGCCUUUCAUUAUUAGCAGAACUAAAGAUGAAUUCUUUUGGAAGGCUUUUACUGUUCUAAAGAAUGAAACACUUUUAAGACGUAUGAACGAGAACUGGGAGGACAUAGCUCCCAUAUCGUUUAUGUUACCACGAGAUAAUUCAUCUCUAGCUACACAGAGACUACGACAGGAAUAUAAUCUAGUUGAUUUGAAGAAUGAUUCUGAUACAGCGUAUAAUUUGGGAAGACUGUAUGUAGAUGCUAUAGAAAGUUUCCCUAUUUACAGAUUAACGAAACUAAUGAGCAUCCAUUCGACCGCGCCUGUAUGGAGUUGUUUCUUCACGUAUAUCGGCAAUAAUAGCUUCUACCAAGAUCCUGCCACUAAGAAACCUGUUGGCAGCGCCCACCACGACGACUUGCUGUACUUGUUCUACAUCGCGUACCGGUUCCCAAAGAUCGGCUCACAGGGAACUGAUGCUGAUAUGGUGGACCGAAUGAUAGAUAUUUGGUACAACUUCGCGAGAUACGGGGACCCCAACAACCGCGGAGACACUCCAGAACUAGACAUACACUGGCCCGCGACAUCUCCCACCACUCGACCCUAUCUACAGAUAGACAAACAAUUAUCUAUACAUGAAAACCUUUUCGAUCAAUUCGCUGCAACAUGGGAGGAACUUUAUCCGAUUCAAUAUUAUUAAUUUCAAUGAAAAUUAAUUGAAAAUAUUCGUUGUAAUAAAGUUGAUUCGAAGAUUUA
This is a messenger RNA of Colias croceus (clouded yellow), 1770 nucleotides long. Its product is annotated as juvenile hormone esterase-like. The coding region runs from base 59 to 1714 and encodes 551 amino acids. The record is from RefSeq and is a predicted model, not a curated record. NCBI's taxonomy places the organism in Eukaryota, Metazoa, Arthropoda, Insecta, Lepidoptera, Pieridae. The transcript has 11 exons.